AUGUCGGAUUGUGACUUUUUGUAUAAGGUGGUUGUGAUUGGAGAUUCAGGUGUUGGAAAAAGUAAUCUCAUCACAAGAUUUACGAAAAAUAGUUUCAAUUUACAACCAAAGCCAACCAUUGGCGUUGAAUUUGCUGCAAAGGCUAUUAUGUAUGAUGGAGCACGAAUAAGAGGCCAAAUUUGGGACACAGCUGGCCAAGAACGUUUUCAAGCUGUUUCUGCUGCUUAUUACAGAGGUUCACAUGGAGCAUUGAUUGUUUAUGAUAUUACAAACCGAGAGACGUUUGACCACUUAGAAAAAUGGUUUACCGAAAUUGGUAAACAAGGAGAAGAGGGUUGUAUUCAUAUUAUUAUUGGAAAUAAGUGUGACUUGUCGCAUCAAAGACAAGUGACAGUAGAAGAAGGCAGAAAUUUUGCAGAAAAGAAGAAUGUCAUGUUUAUGGAGACCUCUGCCCUCGAUUCAACUAACGUGGAAGAAGCAUUUUCCUUGCUUCUUCAAAAUAUUUACAAGACAAGAAAGCAAGUACCACCACCUACAACCAAUGGCAUGCGUUUGGAUGAUCAUGUGCCGUUGCCACAAGUGAAUGAUGAACCUUUGGGAUCAUGUAAGGUUUCAAUCGAUGUGUCACACCACAAAAGGCCGAAUACAUCUGCUCAGGCAUCCUCUUCUCAAUGUUGUAAAUAA
Naegleria fowleri is the source of this 684-nucleotide messenger RNA. RefSeq lists its product as uncharacterized. The coding region runs from base 1 to 684 and encodes 227 amino acids. The record is from RefSeq and is a predicted model, not a curated record. Gene Ontology annotation, molecular function: GTP binding; GTPase activity. Gene Ontology annotation, cellular component: endosome. The transcript is spliced from 4 exons. NCBI's taxonomy places the organism in Eukaryota, Heterolobosea, Eutetramitea, Acrasida, Naegleriidae.